AUGGGGCAAGGUACUGCCGCUGUAAUGUGCCCUUGCACAAUCUGCAUCGCACGAAAGAAAGAAUUUGCAUCGUAUCUGACGGCGCCUCCGAAUGAGCAAGCUCCGAAUCGAGAGGGAGAUCUCGCAAACCCAAAUGUCUAUGAGGCCUUUAUAGCAGAUGCAAAGGGAUUGGUUGAAUGGGUGAGGUUGAAUUCGGCAGGACGAGCCAGAGCACUGAAACUCAAAUACCACAGCGUUGUCCAUGAGCCGCUGCUGUACACGAUGCCAGAGUUAAACUCUUGCUCAGGAAUGCAUGUCUCGAGUGGGCUGUUGACACAUUGCACGCUGAAGGUGUUGGAAUAUUUGGGCGAGCUUGACAAAUCGACGCCGUGGCUGAUGGAGUUGACCGACAUGGUUGAGGAGGCGAAGCAGUACGUGCGAACAGCUACCGACAGUACAGAGAAGCUCCGAAAGACGGAUGCAAAGAUAGCUCGAGAUAUCAAGGCGGCAGCAUCAAUGGCACCCAUGAUGGUCGAACAGCUGCAAGCAGAGCGCGAAACGAUUUCAUCCAAGUUGCGGGCCGAGACCAAAGCAAGAGAUGCAGCCAAACUCUUCAUUGAAAAAGGAAGUGAGUUCUUGGGAGGUGUAGCAAAGAAAACAAAGAGCAGAAUUGUUGGUCCAGCCACAUAUUGUUUUAGGAAAGCUUAUGAAGUUGAUGGGAGAGUUGGUUUCAGAGUCGAAAACAGUGGGUUUGAGCUAUCCAACGGGGAUGGCAUCCGAGUGCUUGAACGGAGGGAAAAAAUAGUCGAUCGAAUGAAGAGAGUAUUUGACGACAAUCUUCCUAUGCAGCAGGCUGUCGACAAGAUGAUGGACACCUACCUGAAGCUCGCAAGCUUGCUCUACUGGAUGUCAGUGACAAUGAAGAGCCAGCGGAAGUGGUCCCUAGAACAAUGCGAAGAGUUUGAAUCAACAGCACGAGAGUAUGCCAAGCUCUGGCUUUCUUUUGCUGGAGGCGACAACGAGGACCCUGCCAUAUUCAACAAACUGCAUGUCUUAGUUACUCACAUACCCCAAUUUGUCCGAACCAAUGGAAUGCUUGGAAGGUGCUCGGAGGAAGGAUUCGAGUCUUCCCACAAAUGCAUUGAAAAGGUUAGGGACCCACUGAAAUGCAUGACAUCGACAGAAGACAGAGCCCACACGAUCUACAGACGAAUUAUGCUCCAAUCCAGACCUGAGAUUGAAAGGACGUUCGAAAGCAUCAAUGAGCGUUUCUCGCAAAAGAAAAGAGGGUCCUACAACAAAGAUCCAACCAAAAUGAAGACAGCUGACAGUGCUCCGGCCGGAGGAGAUGUCGUCGACAGUCUCUCUCUUCCUGACGGAUUCAUUCAAUCUAUUAACGGGUAUGUGAUCAAGGCAUCUUGGAAAGACCAUUUCGAGUUCGUUUGCUUCAGCAAGGUGCCGUCAUCUUGGUCAACCGUUUUCCGAGAGGACAAUCGGUUGGGUGAUGGGUGCCGUCUUCGCACGGAAUACUUAUAA
Messenger RNA from Seminavis robusta, 1515 nucleotides. Lineage: Eukaryota; Bacillariophyta; Bacillariophyceae; Naviculales; Naviculaceae. The record is from the annotation of a GenBank genome assembly.